Molecule: messenger RNA, 2268 nt
Organism: Sciurus carolinensis (gray squirrel)
Lineage: Eukaryota; Metazoa; Chordata; Mammalia; Rodentia; Sciuridae
Gene: Hoxc13
Product: homeobox C13
Exons: 2
Coding region: 18-1007 (329 amino acids)
Biological process (GO): regulation of transcription by RNA polymerase II
Molecular function (GO): DNA-binding transcription factor activity, RNA polymerase II-specific; RNA polymerase II cis-regulatory region sequence-specific DNA binding
Source: RefSeq, a predicted model, not a curated record
CUCGAGCAGAUCAUGUCAUGACGACUUCGCUGCUCCUGCAUCCACGCUGGCCGGAGAGCCUUAUGUACGUCUAUGAGGACAGCGCGGCGGAGAGCGGCAGCGGCGGCGGCGGCGGGGGAGGCGGUGGUGCGGGAGGAGCGGGGGGCGGCUGCAGCGGAGCGAGCCCCGGCAAAGCCCCAAGCAUGGACGGUCUGGGCAGCAGCUGCCCGGCCAGCCACUGCCGCGAUCUGCUCCCGCAUCCCGUGCUGGGCCGCCCGCCGGCUCCUCUGGGCGCCCCUCAGGGCGCCGUCUACACGGACAUCCCGGCCCCGGAGGCGGCGCGCCAGUGCGCCCCGCCGCCGGCGCCCCCCACUUCGUCCAGCGCCACCCUGGGCUACGGUUACCCAUUCGGGGGCAGCUAUUACGGCUGCCGCCUGUCGCACAACGUGAACCUGCAGCAGAAGCCUUGCGCCUACCACCCGGGCGAUAAGUACCCGGAGCCGUCGGGCUCCCUGCCUGGAGACGACCUGUCCUCCAGGGCCAAGGAGUUCGCCUUCUAUCCCAGUUUCGCCAGCUCCUACCAGGCGAUGCCCGGCUACCUGGACGUGUCGGUGGUGCCUGGGAUCAGCGGGCACCCGGAGCCCCGUCACGACGCGCUCAUCCCGGUCGAAGGCUACCAGCACUGGGCUCUCUCCAAUGGCUGGGACAGUCAGGUGUACUGCUCCAAGGAGCAGUCGCAGUCCGCCCACCUCUGGAAGUCUCCCUUCCCAGACGUGGUUCCCCUACAGCCCGAGGUGAGCAGCUACCGGCGCGGGCGCAAGAAACGUGUGCCCUAUACUAAGGUGCAGCUGAAGGAGCUAGAGAAGGAGUAUGCGGCUAGCAAGUUCAUCACCAAAGAGAAGCGCCGGCGCAUCUCUGCUACCACGAACCUCUCCGAGCGCCAGGUCACCAUCUGGUUCCAGAACCGGCGGGUGAAAGAGAAGAAGGUGGUCAGCAAAUCGAAAGCGCCUCAUCUCCACUCCACCUGACCGCUCGCCCAGCCGCCCGCCCCGUCUAUUUAUGUCGCCGCUUUGUACCAUAACCGAACCCUCCGAAGGACGCUGCGCCGGUGCAGAGUAUUUAAGGUUAACAAGAAGGAGGACCCGCGCUCUAGGAGGCCGAGAGUCUCCGAGGCUGCGCUCUGUCUUGCCCUGAAUCCCCAUCCCAUCCCGCCCCCUCUCCCAUCUAGCCGGUACUCACCGAGCUUCAGCUGUUUUGGAGCCGGCGAGUUGUGGGAGGAAGGCCGUGGGCCUCUACUUCUCUGACUGACGCCCCUCGCCUCACAAGAAAAAGAGGAAAGGCAACGGAGAGCCCAAUCAUUCCAACCAAAGCAGGAUUGGGGGAGUCCCAAAGGACCCUAUUCUUGCCUCAUCCUAUGCCCAGGAUGGUAGAAGACCCUCCGUAGGGGUGUGGCUUGGGUACAGGAUCUGGCAAGUUUGUGCUUUCCUUCCAGUUUCUCCUUUUCCCUGUCCCUCUUGCAUUCCAUACGCAAGAUUUUCCAGUUAUGAUUUUUGUGCAUAUUUUUAAAAUCGUGUUAAUAUUAAAUGAUAAUUAUUGGGGACUUGGCAGCUUGAUUGGAGUACAGAUCAUGCUUGGAACUUUUAGGUUUUCUUUCCUAUUUUAACAAACCUGGAGUUGGUGCAACCCUAAUCCCAUCCCAACCUGAAAACAAUUUCUCUCUGGAGCUGCCUUUGCCCUCACCACCUCCGUUCUCUGCUCUCUCACUCAUGUGGAAAUUCAAGGGGAACAAAACUCCAACUGCACUGCUAAAUGUGACUUAUCUUUCCUCUUUCUCUUUUCUGGUGAGGUUGGGAUUUAGGCCACACUCAGAAACAGAACAUUUUUUAAAAGGAUAAACUUCUCUUUGAAGGGGAUGGAGAGCUGGUGCCUCAGUAGAAUGUCUCUCUGGUCAGUUCUCCAUCAAAACAAUAGCUCAAGAGAGAGUAUUCACACUUACAUUUUUACUGAUUUUCCUAGGAAAGCUAGAGGAGCUACUCUAGGAGACUAAAAUAACUGGCCUCCAAUUAGCCAGCUAAGUGUAGAUGCUGCCUAAUCCCUCCUCAAAGACCAACUUGGUGCUGUGGGGGGGCCCCUCACCUCCUUCCUUCUUCGCACUGGCGCAUUACAAAACAGUGUUCUUUUAAAAUGUCCAUCAGAAAUAGGCUCUUUUUUAAUGUUGUGUAUCUGUAUAUAGUAUUGUGAUGUCUGAAUGACUAUGUACUGAAUGCAAAAAGAAAAAUUCCACAAACC